CGGUCCCCAGAGAAGGCGGGGUUCCCGCUGCCCGACCCGGAAAUGCUUCUCUUUUCCGUGGCGGAGAAAGGAGACCACAGAGCUCUGGGUUGUGGAAGAGGUGGCCGUGCACUGUCAUCAGUAUGCAGCGAUUGCUCUUUCCGCCCUUUAGGGCCUUGAAGGGGAGGCAGUGUCUGCAGCUCCUGGCUCCUAGGGCAGCGCCUAGAGCACAGUGUGAUUGCAUCAGGCGCCCUUUGAGGCCAGGGCAAUACAGCACCAUCUCUGAAGUAGCUUUGCAAUCUGGAAGGGGUACAGUGUCUCUUCCCUCAAAGGCUGCCGAGCGGGUGGUGGGCCGAUGGCUCCUGGUCUGCAGUGGAACAGUGGCUGGAGCAGUUAUUCUUGGUGGAGUAACUAGGUUGACAGAGUCUGGCCUCUCGAUGGUAGAUUGGCAUUUAAUAAAGGAGAUGAAGCCACCUACAAGCCAAGAGGAAUGGGAAGCAGAAUUCCAAAGAUACCAGCAAUUUCCAGAAUUUAAAAUCUUGAAUCAUGACAUGACACUGACAGAAUUCAAGUUCAUCUGGUACAUGGAGUACUCACACCGAAUGUGGGGUCGCCUUGUAGGCCUUGCGUACAUCCUGCCUGCUGCCUACUUUUGGAGAAAGGGCUGGCUCAGCCGUGGCAUGAAAGGACGUGUUCUUGCCCUCUGUGGCCUCGUCUGCUUCCAGGGUCUCUUGGGAUGGUAUAUGGUGAAAAGCGGACUAGAAGAAAAAUCAGACUCCCAUGACAUCCCUCGGGUCAGUCAGUACCGCCUCGCUGCCCACCUGGGAUCAGCCCUGGUUCUUUAUUGUGCCAGCUUAUGGACCUCGCUCUCACUGCUGCUCCCUCCACACAAGUUGCCUGAAACCCGUCCACUCCUACAGUUGAGACGAUUUGCUCAUGGAACAGCAGGUCUGGUGUUCCUUACGGCUCUCUCAGGGGCUUUUGUGGCAGGGCUAGAUGCUGGGCUUGUUUACAACUCCUUUCCCAAAAUGGGAGAAUCCUGGAUCCCAGAGGACCUCUUUACCUUCUCCCCCAUCCUGAGGAAUGUUUUUGAGAAUCCCACCAUGGUGCAGUUUGAUCACCGGAUUCUGGGAAUCACUUCAGUCACUGCCAUUACAGUGCUCUACUUCCUCUCUCGGAGAAUUCCCCUUCCUAGAAGGACCAAGAUGGCAGCAGUGACUCUGCUGGCUUUGGCGUAUACACAGACAUACUACAGAACUGAACUCCCACUAAAGAUGCAACUGCACUGUAAUUCAACAAACAUGUCUUAAACACUUCCCUGCAGAAGGAACUGCUGGCAGCUACACUAUAUAUUGUACAUAAUUGGCAAUUUAAUUCAUCUCCCUUUUCCCAUGAUGUCAGGUCUGAAUAUGGGAAACAGCAAGAGAUCACAAUAAGCUACUGUACUUUAUUAGUCCUAAUAACAACGAUCAGAACGUACCCUCACCCAGAGUGGGACUGCUAAUAGAGGUCUUUAAGAGAUGCUACCCCAUUGGCAGGGGUAGUCAGAAAGAAGGAGGAAGCAGGGACUUAUCUAUCUUAGGAGGAUGUGAAUAUUUCUCCCUAAUAUCUGCAGCCUGACAUUCUAUUUCAGAAACUCAGAUCCCAUGUCAAAUGUACCUGUUUUUGUUAAGAGUUUCAUUCAGAACAAGGUCUUCGUAGCGCUGCCGGGCAAAGUUGCCUCCAAAACCCAGAAAAGUUGUGACGUAAACCCUGUACACAUGUUCAGUGUGUUGCACGUCACAGCCCAGGUUGAACUCAGCCAGCAGGAUCUUCACAGCUUCUUCCUAUAAUACAAUACCAAGAGAAAAAAGGGAAUUUCAGUUUUGGUUGCCUUCUAGAAAGCUAUGACAUUGCUAAUACACCAUUGCUAUGACUACUCUUUAAAACAUCUUAAGCAUUCUUUCAUCUUCAAAGCAUUAUUUUAAACAAAGACACAAAAUGACAAGACUGCACCAAAAGGUACAAAUUAGACACUAAAUUAAAAACUAAAUAAGAAAUUAGAAACCAAAAACACUAUCUGUAGUUAUAUAUGGGGUAGAAUUACUACAGAUAUCAUUUUCUCACAUGUAUUUUUCUGUAUUUUCUAAUUCCCCACAAUGGGAAUGUGUUAUUUUAAUAAUUAGGAAAAAAUCCUUUAAUAAAAAUUAAUUUAAGGAAUUCUGUGGAUCAUCAUAAGAUCUAUUCUGUGGACUUUUCUUUUUCUUUUCUUUUCUUUUUUUCUUUUUUUUUUUUUUGAGACAGAGUCUUGCUGUGUUGCCAGGCUGGAGUGCAGUGCCUCGAUCUCAGCUCACUGCAACCUCUGCCUCCUGGGUUCAAGCGAUUCUCCUGCCUCAGCCUCCUGACUAGCUGGGACUACAGGCACGUGCCACCAUGCCCAGCUAAUUUUUGUAUUUUUAGUCGAGAUGGGUUUCACCGUGUUAGCCAGGAUGGUCUUGAUCUCUUGACCUCAUGAUCCGCCCUCCUCAGCUUCCCAAAGUGCUGGGAUUACAGGCGUGAGCCACUGCGCCCGGUUCUUUGGCCUUUUCUAAAAUUAUCCAAGAAGCCCUAAGGUUCCUUGUGACAGGUUUGGGAUUGGGAAAGUUCAAUUUUAUUGUACUUCCAUGAAAAGGUCCUAUAUUUUUUUCUUGAACCUCAAGGGCAGAGGCUGAAUUAAUCAUAUUCCUCAGCUCAUCCCACAUUAUCAUGGCAAAGCCUCUCUUUUGCUUUAUUUAUUUAUUCCCUUUUAUCUUUAUACUUACUGUCAUUCCCACUCUCUGCCAUGGGCAACCAUUCUAAUGUGUUAUGUAUAAUUUUUGUAUAUAUGUAUUGUUAUAAAAUGAGGAUUCUUCUUGUUUUGAAUGUAUUAUUUUUAAUUUGUGAAAAUGCCAUUGUGCCUGCAAUUUCACUCCAAGGUAUAUACCAAGAGAUCCAAAAAUUGGAAUGGGCGUGGUGGCUCACGCCUGUAAUCCCAACAUUUUGGGAAGCCGAGGAGGGUGGAUCACUUGAGGUCAGGAGUUUGAGACCAGCCUGCCCAACAUGGUGAAACCCCGUCUCUACUAAAAAUACAAAAAUUAGCCAGGCAUGGUGGCAGGUGCCUGUAAUCCCAGCUACUCAGGAGGCUGAGGCAGGAGAAUCGCUUGAACCUGGGAGGCAGAGGUUGCAGUGAGCCGAGAUCAUGCCAUGGCACUCCAGCCUGAGUGACAAGAGCGAAACCCCAUCUCAACAAACAAACAACAACAACAACAAAACCUAUGUACAUAGAAAAAUGUGUACAUGUUCACAGCAGCACUGUGCAUAAUAGCCCAAAAGGGAAAACCACUGAAAUGUUCAUCAGCUGAUAAAUGGAUAAACAAAAUACAGCAUGGUUGGUCAUACGAUGGAAUGUUAUUCAGCCACAAAAGGGAAUGAAAUACUCAUACCACGAGAUGGAUGAACCUUGAAAACAUUUUGCUAAAUAAAAGAAGCCAGAUGUAAAACACCA
Piliocolobus tephrosceles (Ugandan red Colobus) is the source of this 3481-nucleotide messenger RNA. It is a transcript of the gene COX15, whose product is annotated as cytochrome c oxidase assembly factor COX15. Bases 123 to 1289 code for a protein of 388 amino acids. The transcript has 9 exons. Gene Ontology annotation, cellular component: mitochondrial inner membrane. Gene Ontology annotation, molecular function: oxidoreductase activity, acting on NAD(P)H, heme protein as acceptor. The record is from RefSeq and is a predicted model, not a curated record. Gene Ontology annotation, biological process: heme A biosynthetic process. Lineage: Eukaryota; Metazoa; Chordata; Mammalia; Primates; Cercopithecidae.